AUGGCGGAAUUCGUGCGAUCCCAGAUCUUUGGCACCACGUUCGAGAUCACCAGCCGGUACACGGACUUGCAGCCGGUGGGCAUGGGAGCGUUCGGCCUGGUCUGCUCGGCGCGAGACCAAUUGACCGAUCAGCCUGUGGCGGUCAAGAAAAUCAUGAAGCCAUUCAGUACUCCGGUCUUGUCCAAGCGUACUUACCGCGAGCUGAAGCUGCUCAAACAUCUCCGCCAUGAGAAUAUUAUCAGCCUGAGCGAUAUUUUUAUCUCCCCUCUCGAGGACAUUUAUUUCGUCACCGAGCUUCUGGGUACUGAUCUCCACCGCCUUCUGACUUCUCGACCCCUCGAGAAGCAGUUCAUUCAGUACUUCCUUUACCAGAUUCUGCGUGGCUUGAAAUAUGUUCACUCCGCUGGUGUGGUUCACCGAGACCUCAAGCCCAGCAACAUUCUCAUCAAUGAAAAUUGCGAUUUGAAGAUCUGCGAUUUCGGUCUGGCGCGAAUCCAGGAUCCCCAGAUGACGGGCUAUGUCUCCACACGUUACUACCGAGCCCCCGAGAUCAUGCUCACUUGGCAGAAGUACGACGUGGAGGUUGAUAUCUGGAGUGCAGGCUGCAUCUUCGCCGAAAUGCUGGAAGGCAAGCCGCUCUUCCCUGGAAAGGACCAUGUGAACCAAUUCUCCAUCAUCACCGAGCUUCUGGGUACUCCCCCAGAUGAUGUGAUUCAGACCAUUUGCAGUGAAAACACUCUGCGCUUCGUCAAGUCCCUCCCGAAACGCGAGCGCCAAAACCUGGCCCAUAAGUUCCGGAAUGCCGAUUCCGAUGCUGUGGACUUGCUUGAGCGGAUGCUGGUCUUCGACCCGAAGACGCGAAUCCGAGCCGGAGAAGCACUUGCGCACGAAUACCUUGCCCCUUACCACGACCCCACAGACGAGCCCGUCGCUCAAGAGAAGUUCGACUGGUCAUUUAACGAUGCGGAUCUGCCUGUGGAUACCUGGAAGAUCAUGAUGUACUCGGAAAUUCUCGACUUCCACAACAUUGAGCAAGGCACCGAGGCCGGCCAGGCUCUAGUCCCUGGUCAAGCGCCACCAGGUGGCCCAGCACCUCAGGGUUUCGCAUAA
Messenger RNA from Penicillium pulvis, 1110 nucleotides. It is a transcript of the gene sakA, whose product is annotated as mitogen-activated protein kinase HOG1. Gene Ontology annotation, molecular function: MAP kinase activity; ATP binding. The transcript has 9 exons. The record is from RefSeq and is a predicted model, not a curated record. Gene Ontology annotation, cellular component: cytoplasm; nucleus. The coding region runs from base 1 to 1110 and encodes 369 amino acids. Gene Ontology annotation, biological process: stress-activated MAPK cascade; cellular response to oxidative stress; protein phosphorylation. NCBI's taxonomy places the organism in Eukaryota, Fungi, Ascomycota, Eurotiomycetes, Eurotiales, Aspergillaceae.